Molecule: messenger RNA, 2974 nt
Organism: Lutra lutra (Eurasian river otter)
Lineage: Eukaryota; Metazoa; Chordata; Mammalia; Carnivora; Mustelidae
Gene: MMP12
Product: matrix metallopeptidase 12
Exons: 11
Coding region: 761-2242 (493 amino acids)
Biological process (GO): proteolysis; extracellular matrix organization; collagen catabolic process
Cellular component (GO): extracellular matrix
Molecular function (GO): zinc ion binding; metalloendopeptidase activity
Source: RefSeq, a predicted model, not a curated record
GAGCACCUGCCUCGGGGAAAGGCGGGGAGCAGCCCGCGGUUCCUGGGCCUGGGAGGGGGGUCACAGCCGUGACUGAAUUGUAACCCACCACUCCGGGGCUCCUCCGCCUCCAGGCCAUCCGCACAGAACAGGGAGGCAGCCCCACGGCUCCCACGUCUGCCUGCACAGUUUCUGCCUGGAUUCUCCGCUGUUGUGGUCUCCGAGGCUUCUCUACCGACUGAUGGGCAGAUCCUGAGUGAACCGAGCAACCGGGCCAAGGCCAGAGGAAGCCAGGCCGAGAAGGAGCUAGAUUCAGCUUGGAGAGGCUUCUUCUAUUCCAGCAAAAGGGUUUUAUUCAUCUGACUUUUUACCUUUUGUUCCUUUAAAAGCCUCUUUCACCUAUAGAAAGUAUAAGAAAAUUAUUAUGGUAAAAAUUCAGAUGCUGAACUUUCUAAACCUACAUCUGUAAGUUAUUGUAACAUUUCAGGUGUGCAGCGUUGCUCCUAAGACACUGGCAGGCUUAUUUGUGGGGGAAUAUAUCUGAGUUGUCCGAGUUUUGAGUUUGGUGCUAAGUGACCCAUUGUUGGUCCUUUCAGAAAAGGAUCUGUGCUUGUGUUUCCGUGUUUUUGAGGUAAGUCAAGGGAUGAUAUCAACCGUGAGUCACUCGAAGGAUUUCAUAUUCACAGAACACGGCCUAAGGGCUAUAUAAGUCGGGGCAUUUGGGGAACUUUGUGCUGAGAAGGAACCGGGUAAGCUGGGUUGAGCCAUUCACAAGCUUAGAAUGAAGUUUCUUCUGUUGGUGUUGACCGUGCUGGUCACUGCUUCGGGGACGGUUCCUCUGACCAAGUCUGCAGGCUCUAAAGAAGACGGUGGGCUGUUGGCUCAAGUCUCCGCUUCCGGAACGGCUCCACCGGCUAAUGCUUCCAGCUCUGAAAAUAACGUGGCAUAUGCUCAGUGGUACCUGGAAAACUUUUAUGGUCUCAUGACGGACAGACUUCCAACGACAAAAAUGAAAGUCAGCAGGGACUUCAUGGAGGAUAAAAUUCAGGAAAUGCAACAGUUCUUGGGACUGAAAGUGACCGGGAAACUGGACCCAUCUACCCUAGACAUGAUGCACACGCCCCGAUGUGGGGUGCCCGAUGUCCAUCAUUUCAGGACAAUGCCGGGGAGACCAGUGUGGAGGAAACGUUUAAUUACCUACAGAAUCAAUAAUUACACUCCUGACAUGCGGCCUGCAGAUGUCGACUUUGCCAUCCAGAAGGCUUUUCAAGUGUGGAGUGAUGUGACCCCCCUGAAAUUCAGAAAGAUUAAUUCAGGAAUGGCAGACAUUAUGAUACUUUUUGCAUCUGGAGCUCAUGGAGACUACAGCCCUUUUGAUGGCAGAGGUGGGACCAUAGCCCAUGCUUUCGGACCUGGACUGGGAAUUGGGGGAGACGCACAUUUUGAUGAGGCUGAAAUCUGGACUAAAAGCUACAAAGGCACAAACUUGUUCCUCGUUGCUGUUCAUGAGCUUGGCCAUUCCUUGGGUCUUAGCCAUUCCAAUGAUCGAAAAGCCAUCAUGUUCCCGACUUACAGUUACGUUGACCCCAACACCUUUCGCCUUGCUGCUGACGACAUACGUGGUAUUCAGUCUCUCUAUGGACGUCCAGAAAGGCGCCAACCCUCAUCAGAUCCUGACGGUAGACAAACACCCACCUGCAACCCCAGCUUGAGUUUUGAUGCUGUCACUACAAUGGGAAAUAAAAUCUUUUUCUUUAAAGACAGAUUCUUCUGGUGGAGGUACCCUGAGAGUCCAAUGAGCAACGUUAGUUUCAUUUCUUCUCUGUGGCCGACCUUACCAUCUGGCAUUCAAGCUGCUUAUGAAGUUGGACCCAAAAAUCAAGUUUUUCUUUUUAAAGAUGAUAAGUACUGGUUAAUUAGCAAUUUGAGAGCACAGCCACACUAUCCCAGGAACAUACAUUCUUUGGGCUUUCCUGACUUUGUGAAAAAAAUUGAUGCAGCUGUUUUUAACCCACUUCUCUAUAAGACCUACUUCUUUGUAGGUAACCAAUACUGGAGGUUCAAUGAGAGGAGGCGACUCAUGGACCCUGGUUAUCCCAAACUGAUUACCGACUACUUUCCAGGACUUGGACCCACAAUCGAUGCCGUCUACUAUUACAACAGACACUACUAUUUCUUCCAAGGAUCAAACAUAUUUGAAUAUGAUGUCGUAUCCCAACGUGUCACCAAAGUGCUGAAAGAAAAUAUCAAUUCAGGUUGUUAGGAAUGGUGUAGUUGGUGGUCGUCAGUUCCCUUCAGUCAAAUAAGUAUUUAUUGCAUCCUUGCUACGUGGCCAGUGUGUGUAAUACCACAGGGACAUGUGUCUUAAGGUAAAGCCUAUAGGCUAUAGAGAAACUAUCAUACAGACAGUGACUAUACAAACUACGUAAGAUUUUUUUAUUUUGAAAACCCUCAUUAUGGGGCGCCUGGGUGGUUCAGUGGGUUAAGCCUCUGCCUUCGGCUCAGGUCAUGAUCCCAGGAUCCUGGGAUCGAGCCCCACAUCGGGCUCUCUGCUCGGCGGGGAGCCUGCUUCCUCCCCCUCUCUCUCUGCCUGCCUCUCUGCCUCCUUGUGAUCUCUGUCUGUCAAAUAAAUAAAUAAAUAAUCUUUUUAAAAAAGCAAAAGAAAAGAAAACCCUCAUUGUCAACUUUUACUUGAUUCAACUAUUAAGCUUGGAAACAGGCACUUUAUUGAGGGGCAAUAGAAUAUCUUGGUCUUAGAACAACCGAGAACUGAGAAAUGAUCAUUAUUUCUUUGCCUUAACUAACAUAAAGCAAUGACUAGUUUCUGUGGCCAUUAAAUGCUUCAGCAAGUGUAUCGUUUCGAUUGUCUCAGGGUAGAAACAGAAUAUACCAGAAAAUGACAUUUACUGUAAGUACCAUAGAGGUGGAUUAUAUAAUUAUGGUGAUAAUGUUUUUUAUUUUGUCAUCAGUGUUGAUUUUUCUAAAUCUUAAAUGA